AUGAGAUUCUCAUCAGCCUGGACAGCACUCUGCUUCCUUCUGAUUAAUGAAGCCUCAAAAGAAUGCACAGCAAAGAAACUGGGCAGCAGCACUGGAAGAUUUGCCAAUGCCACCUUAGUGCGACUGGCAGAAUUUUUGAGUGUCGGUUAUAAGAAAGGAGUGAGACCAGUGAAAGACUGGAACACCCCUACUAAUGUGGAAAUUGACCUCAUGGUAUACUCUAUCCUUAAUGUGGAUGAGAAGAAUCAGGUGUUAACAACAUACGUCUGGUACAGACAGUCAUGGAAAGAUGAGUUCCUGGUGUGGGAUUCACAGGACUUUGAUGGAGUCAAAAAAAUUUCCAUACCCACGGCUAAUGUUUGGGUUCCUGACAUCCUCAUCAAUGAGUUUGUAGACGUGGGGAAGUCUCCAGACAUUCCUUACGUUUAUGUCACAGAUGAUGGAGUUGUGCGCAACUACAAGCCCAUCCAGGUUGUCACAGCUUGCACUCUCAAUAUCUACAACUUCCCAUUUGAUGUACAGAAUUGCAGCCUGACCUUCCAAAGCUGGCUCCAUACCAUUGAUGACAUCAACAUCACCCUGAUGCGAGAGCCCGAGGAACUCAGUAAAGACAAGAGUGUCUUCAUGAACCAAGGAGAGUGGGAGUUACUUCAUGUACUAUCCAAAUAUAAGAACUUCAGUGUGGACAAAGAAGAGUAUUACGCUGAAAUGAAAUUUCAUGUGGUGAUCCGACGGCGACCAUUAUUCUACACCGUGAACCUGCUGCUGCCCAGCAUCUUCUUAAUGGUGAUGGACAUUGUGGGUUUCUAUCUGCCACCAGACAGUGGAGAGAGAGUUUCAUUCAAGAUCACUUUGCUGCUGGGCUACUCUGUCUUCCUCAUCAUUGUGUCUGACACUCUGCCUGCCACUGCCAUAGGAACCCCGCUAAUUGGUGUGUACUUUGUGGUUUGCAUGGCCCUCCUAGUAAUCAGCCUAACAGAAACUGUACUGAUUGUACGUUUGGUCCACAAACAAGACCUGCAGCCCCCUGUGCCCCAGUGGCUGAAGUAUCUGGUGUUGGAAAGAGCUCCAGUCCUUUUCUGCAUCCACAAAAAGCACCGGCUAUGUUCCAGACUUUCCUCUCAGUCCACUGACAUGGAGAACUACAAGGAAAACAACUAUGGAACCCCGUGCUCACUCCACCACACCUGUGAAAUCGGCCGAAAGCUCAGCCAGCAUGAGAGAGAAGAUGGACUGCUUGGACUGCACCUGACUCCAGCUAAGGACAACGUCCCACCUCUCAUGGACAACAUCCUGCAAGAGGUGACAACGAUACGUCACUUCCUAGAGAAGAGGGACAAGUGCCGUGAAAUUGCCAAGGAGUGGCUCCAGGUUGGCUAUGUGCUUGACGUGCUGCUCUUCAGAGUCUACUUGGUGGCCGUGGUGGCCUACAGCAUCACCCUGGGCACACUGUGGUCUGUUUGGCAGGCCGCCUAA
Molecule: messenger RNA, 1476 nt
Organism: Maylandia zebra (zebra mbuna)
Lineage: Eukaryota; Metazoa; Chordata; Actinopteri; Cichliformes; Cichlidae
Source: RefSeq, a predicted model, not a curated record